CGACCAUUAAUCAGCUGCCUGUUCGUGUUUGCCCACUCAACCGCAAAGUGGACGGCGCCGGGCCGAGCGCAGCGCCGCUUCUCGCCAUGGACGGCAUGGAGUUCUUCUUCGAGGAAUCUGCAUCAGGGUUCGUGCCGUGGGUGACAACGGAGAUCUCUUUAGGGGUCUGCGUGUCAUCGAGCAACCAACUGAAGGCGGUACAAGCGGAACAGAGGAUGCAGAGGAGGGCCUGAUUUCAUCUAUGCGCAUUGAACAGGGCGAAGGCGACAUGCAUACUCUUGGCGACGAAGGGAUGGGCGACUCAUGCGAGACAGGCGGCACAGAUACAGUCCAUAAUGCCGUGUCCCAGGAUGCAGACGAAGAUGGUGUUGGAGUGUCAAGUGCAAAACAAUCUUCUUGGACCAGGAGGGUCAGAGUUCCAAAAGCGGCGGAUGAGAGAGAGCCCAUCCCAUCAAGGAUGCCUGCCCUUGAAGCUUCUAUCCGUGCAUUUGUCAACAAAAAGUCCAAAAAUGUUAUCAAUCCGUCUAUUGGAACUAGUUUCGAUUCAGUCGAAGAGGGCUACGAGUUUUACAAUCUUUAUUCAUGGGAGGUUGGUUUUGGUGUGCGCUAUGCAAAAAGCCGUUUGAAUGUACACCGGAAGAAGUGCAUGCAGGAGAUAGUUUGCGCUUGUGCGGGUAAACCGUUGCAAGCCAACAGCCGGUCAACGAGGUGUUGAUGAGCGAUGAGAAGGUGGACACCUUCAAGUGGAUAUUCACAGAGUUUUUCCAAAUGCUCGCAGUACCACAACCAAAAACUAUAUUGACAGGUAAUACGAGUUCCAGAUACAGAAAGAACUAAAAAAAACUUGUUAGGUUCCUUACUGUCCAUAAUUGAGUUGAUAUUGCUUGAUUUUCUGGUGACUGCGAUAGAUCAAGCUCGUGCGAUGGAAAUUGCAAUAGUUGACGUCAUGCCAUGGACCGCACAUCGGUGGUGCAAAUGGCACGUCCUGAAUAAGGCAAAAGAGAGCCUUGGGGCGCUUCUUGCAAGCUAGUCCACCAUGUGGUUAGUAUUGAUGAAUUUGAGAAGGGAUGGGCAUGCAUGAUUGAGAAGUAUGAUUGAGAAGUAUGAACAACCUUCGAAGAGGAGCAGAUUCUGUUCCAUAUGUAGAAUUCAGGGUCACAAGAGCACAACACGUCCUGCUAGGGGUGAUGUGCCAAAGGCACCUAGGAAAUCUCCUCGCUGCUCAAAAUGUGGAUUGACAGGGCACAGGAAGAACACGUGCAGCAACCCACCUAAAGUCUGAGUAGAAAUCUUAAUUUUGUUCUUUGUUAUAACAAAUAAUAUGGAUUUGCUGCGUGUGACGCCGUUUUAGUACAACCGGUGUGUUGUUUGUGUGAAGCAUCAAGUAGCUGCCGUGAAAAACUGUGUGCAAUUGAGCAUUUCUUGGUGUCACCUGAUUAAUCACAUCAUUUUAUUUGCCUCGUGGUCUACCUGGGCUUUAGCCCG
This is a messenger RNA of Triticum aestivum (bread wheat), 1485 nucleotides long. RefSeq lists its product as uncharacterized. The record is from RefSeq and is a predicted model, not a curated record. Bases 242 to 715 code for a protein of 157 amino acids. Lineage: Eukaryota; Viridiplantae; Streptophyta; Magnoliopsida; Poales; Poaceae. The transcript is spliced from 4 exons.